This is a messenger RNA of Zerene cesonia (dogface butterfly), 1717 nucleotides long. RefSeq names its product pre-mRNA-splicing factor CWC25-like. Bases 161 to 1717 code for a protein of 518 amino acids. The record is from RefSeq and is a predicted model, not a curated record. The transcript is spliced from 2 exons. NCBI's taxonomy places the organism in Eukaryota, Metazoa, Arthropoda, Insecta, Lepidoptera, Pieridae.
UGCUGAAAUUAAGUUCGUUCUAGCGUUUAAUACGUUAUCAAUCGCUAUCAUUACCAGGCCGUAUAUAAGGAUGCCAAUACAGCCUCAAAGGCAGUUCACAAGCAACCGUCUCUUGUUUAACAUCUAAAGGAGAGUAGAAAAAUACUAAACAAGGGUUACUAUGCAUUACGGGAGUUACCUUUUCCUAGCAUUGCUUUGUAUUUUUCAACCGAUAAUAUCGAAAGGCAAUAUUGUUGAUGGCAGAGAACGCUGCGAUCGAUCAUUAUGCUCUGAACUUUCUGACAGAAGAUCGUAUCGAGACGUUCGUAAACAUUUCUCAGUAAGCUCUCCCAAUAAAAUCUCAACGGAAGUCUCCUUAACUCGAGAUGAUCGACGCCGGAAAACUUUGCGGAACCAAGAACGAAUAGAUAGCAUCUUGCAACGAAAUACUGAAGCAAUUAGGCAAUUGAGAACCGAUGAAUUAAGAUCUCAGAGACGUUUUCAGUAUCUCAAACAAAGAAUUAUUCUUGAUGUUAGAUCACCAUAUGACCACAACUUUGAUGACGCCACUCGUAAGGUGAGAUUUGAUCGAAGUUUGGCACUAUUGGGCGCUAGACGAAGUGCAUCAUCAACAGAACGAGCGGAUACGAUUGAAUCAAGAGUUAAGAGAGAGCGCCGGAAUCGGGAAAAUUUCAGAAGUGUUGACGAUUUAAGACAAUGUGAGAGACGUAUCACUCGGAAUCGUUAUUCACUUGAGCGUAAUAUUGAUGUACCUCGUGAUGAGUCUGAGCGUAGGCAUAAUUUAGAAAGGAGAUUAUCUCGGAAUGCAUAUCAUAGAAGACAAGAAACUAGACAAAGGACUCAUGUCUCUCCAAAUCGUUCUCGAUCACUGGCAGGGGAGCAAAUACGAGAGAUACGAGUUCGAAAUGCUGAGAAUCAGGAGAGAAGAGAAAGACGCAUUUCAAUUGAAAAUCGACGCAAUGCCAACAAACGUAGUGAUACUCUGGAAGUGUUACGGAAUAUCAACUCACAAAAGCGUGAACGAUUUAUCGCUACUCUGAAUAGAGAAGAAAUGAGAGAAGGUGUCGAAAGGACAAUUCGAGGAAGUUUUACUCGAUCGAGAUCUCUUACACGUUCAAACCUUCGAAAUAGUGUUGCUGCAAAUAUGCGUGGGCGCAAUAUCAAUUUUAUUCGAGAGAAAAGAGAACUCGAAAGCCUAGACGGAGAACGAUCUGAGACACGCAGAGAUCAAUCAAGAGGCUUGUAUGUGGAACUUAGAGACAUGGAGAGGGAAUUCGCUGGGAGACAAUAUGGUAGAUAUAUGGUUAAUGACAAAGCGCUAGUUCGUGAAAUUCGAGGGAAUUCUGAAAUACAAAAGCCUUCUAGAACGAUGUCACGUGGUGCAGAUCGAGAACGUGUUGCUCGAUCAGAAUUGAGGGAAAAUUCACCAAAACUUUUCCGAGAGGCGGAGAGAUUCGCUUCUAGAUAUGAAAGAAGAAACAAUUUGCGAGAUACUAAUGAACACGUAUCACGUAUCGACAUAUCCAGAAAUCUAUUAAAUUCAUUCAAAAACGAAGAAAAAUAUGGAAUGUUGAAUUGGCAAAUAGUAUUCUACACGCUACAAGGCAUAUAUCUAUGUAGUAUUUUAGUUAAAGCAUUGAAUAGAAAUGAUAAUUCUGUUAAGAAAAAUAGAUCCUUUGGAUGGUUUCCUCUAUCAACUGCAAUGAAGAGUGAUUGA